Molecule: messenger RNA, 2804 nt
Organism: Globicephala melas (long-finned pilot whale)
Lineage: Eukaryota; Metazoa; Chordata; Mammalia; Artiodactyla; Delphinidae
Gene: DPH3
Product: diphthamide biosynthesis 3
Source: RefSeq, a predicted model, not a curated record
CGGAAGCGGUCAUUCCUGCGCAGGUGCACUGCGACAACGCCCAGCUGGGCCGGCGUCCUACAAGUUGGACCGGUCCCGGCCUGGGUCGGACGGCGGAGGUGACAGGCCUCUGCUCGCCCCAGUAACGAUGGCGGUGUUUCACGACGAGGUGGAGAUUGAGGACUUCCAAUAUGACGAGGACUCGGAGACGUACUUCUACCCUUGUCCGUGUGGAGAUAACUUCUGCAUCACCAAGGAAGAUUUGGAGAAUGGGGAAGACGUGGCAACGUGCCCUAGCUGCUCUCUCAUUAUAAAAGUGAUUUAUGACAAAGAUCAGUUUAUGUGUGGAGAGACAGUCCCGACCCCUUCCACCAACAAAGAGCUAGUUAAGUGCUGAAGCAGACUUUAGGAUUCCAAAGCCUGAAUUUUGGGGAAUGAGCCAAAUUGGAAAAAUCAAAUGCAAAGUCACUGGCUUCUUCAUGGGGACAGUCAUUUUGUAGUUUGGUGUUCCGUAGAGUGUGGAUUCUUUCCAUCGGCUGCCAAGUUCAUCUCCAGUUGAAGAAGCAAGUCCACCACAUGACAUACGCGGAUUUUGUGCCAAAACUUUGAAUUGGAUGGGCUCUUAAUUUUCCAUCUGAACUUAAAAGAAGAUAAUUUCAAAUCAGUGCUUUCUUUUGCUCAAUUUUGUUAUUUUUAUAUCUUACACCUAAUUACUUCAUUAUCUGACAACAGCUUCAUCUACCUCAAAGUCAUUAGGAUUCGUUAAUUUAAAAAAAGAUUUUAUUUUUUAGUUGGUUAUUAAGAUUAUUAAAAUCAGCCCUUUCUUUGUAGUUUGACAUCAGCUCUGCUGUUCUAAACUGAAGGAAAUCAGUUGCCUUUAGUCAGUCGGGACUAUACCUUCAGUUGGCCAGGCCAGUUUUCAACAGCUGGCCAUGAGUCAGAUGUCUGUGUUCUGUUAAGCAUGUCAUUUCCAUUAUACUUCAUACACUGGGUUCUGGUCAUGGUGUUAAAGAGAAAAUAUACUGGGCUCACAAUUUUUCCAGAGUUAAAAGGUAGUGAGUUAAGAAGAAAAGUCAAAAAGUGAAAUGGUCAAAGAAUGUGGAAUUUCCUUAUCAAUAUUCUGCAUGUUCCUUGAAAAUCAGGACAAAAUAAAAACAAAAACAGCCAAAGAAAGUGAAAUUGGUAACAGACGAGAGGAGAAAAAUAUGCCUACUUUUAGUAAAUUAACUGCUUCAGUGGUUUUGUGAGAACAGAGCUAGUAAUAUUUCUGUAUCUGGGUUCUUGUGUGUGUAUUUGUUUUUAAAUAAGGCUAAGGAAAUUUCACUCUAGGUAGGGGCUAAUGUCAAGUCUUCAUGGCUAGCGGCCCUGCUUUCAGCAUUACCACCAAAUCGAGUUACUAGUCCUAAAAGGUAAAGCUUCGACAGCAACUCUUGUAUUUGCUGAGGAGGAACUUAAAAAUGAGAUGCCUGUUCCAAUUAAAUAUGCCCCUGAGGGCACAUCUAAUAAGCCUCUAUAAGCUGCAACCACAUCAGACAUUCACUCUUGCCCUGGAGAAAAAGAAACAUACAAAGAUAGGCUAUCGGUCUUCCUCUGCUACAAUCCUGAGAAUAGCAAGAAAUAGAACCACUUGCACAGAAAUUCCAAAAUUCCCUUUAUAUACACACCUCUGCUGUGUGUACAUAAAGUUAAAGUCACCUAUGUUUGGUGGGUUGCUCUGUAAAUGGCUUCUGCAGUUAGAAAAAUAGCUUGCCAGCAUGUGAGCAUUUUAUUACUAACUGAUAAAUGUGCAGCAUACUCAUUGGGGGUUUAAAUUAAAACAGGCCAGUGGCCCUUUUUCCCCUGCCAACAGCAUGGCUAUGUGAAGCCAUUAGGCUGAGACAUAAAUCACCAAAAACUGUAUGCCAGAACUGCUUGGUACAUUAUGUGAAGCAUACGGCAUGUUGAUGUGUUGAGAAAUCUCAUCGCUAUUUGGGACACUGACACCCCAGAAGUAAUCCACAGUUGCUUUGGAACGAGUGACGGCUCAGGUGAACAGAGCAGGGUGUGUGCUGACUGGUGGGGAUGAGCUACAGAGAGAAACGAACUGUCCCAUACUCAGAUCUGAUGGUUUCGUAGAUACUGGUAACUGAUGAUGAAUUUCAAACAAGAACAGACAUCCCUGAUGUCACUUACACUGUGAGCGUAGAAGAGCAGGAAGAAAAGUUGCCCAAGUCCAAACGUCCCAGGAGAAAAGCCAACGCUACUGGCGAUUGGUGAUAAUCUGUGAUAACGGGAAUGAUUUCAUUCCAAAGCAGCUGAGUUGCUAAAUCUGUUAACCGCAAAAGAACACAUCAGGAUUUAAGGAUUAAGCAGAAAGUAAAACCAGGGUCUUACAGAUAUGACUCGAGUUCAGUGUGGUGUAUAUGCCUUGUUUAGCUUCACAGACAUUUCAGAGACCCUCUGAGGACUGAGUUGUAAUCCAGGCUCUGUCUCUUGCUACCUUGGUAAUCUUUGGCAAGACCAGUGGAUUCCUCAUCCGUACGAUUCGGAGACUGGAUCAGGGUAUUUCUAAACUCAGUACUAUAAUUUCAGACUUCAUAGUUUGCAGGAGCUGGAAUGGUAAUUGAAACCUUUUUAAACUAAACACGAGCUGAAGGUGAAUUACAGAGAAAGACACUCCAUUCUUCAGUAACUCCAUGUCAAAGGAUUCUGCAUAUACUUUAGUGUACACAGUCAGAAACCUUUUUAUUGGAAAGCACCCAACAUUUUUGACAACUGUACGUAUUAAUUUAUUACCAGAAUAAAUUGUAUUGGCUUGCUAAAUAAAGCCAGAUUAUUUACAUCCA